Messenger RNA from Cajanus cajan (pigeon pea), 1308 nucleotides. Its product is annotated as basal transcription factor complex subunit-like protein. The record is from RefSeq and is a predicted model, not a curated record. NCBI's taxonomy places the organism in Eukaryota, Viridiplantae, Streptophyta, Magnoliopsida, Fabales, Fabaceae. Gene Ontology annotation, cellular component: transcription factor TFIIH core complex; transcription factor TFIIH holo complex. Gene Ontology annotation, biological process: nucleotide-excision repair; regulation of DNA-templated transcription.
CAAAGUUGGGCCUCCAAGCCCGGGAAGUAUGAGUGCAUGGUGGUGUUGUGAAGAAAUGAGUUGGAAGUGAAAGCAGAAGCAGUUGUUCCUCCUCACCAUGACUUCUGCUCCUUCGAAACUCUACGCAGAUGACGUGAGUCUCCUCGUGGUCACGCUAGACACCAAUCCCUUCUUCUGGAGCACUUUCCCCUUCCCCUUCGCCGACUUCCUCUCUCAAGUACUCGCCUUUCUCAACUCCAUCUUGCUCCUCGGCCAGCUCAACCAGGUCAUCGUCAUCGCCACCGGAUGCAACUCCUGCGGCUACGUUUUCGAUUCCACCUCCGACAAGAACCACGGUUCCACCACCGGAACAAUGCCCGCGCUUUAUUCCAAUUUGCUUCACAAUCUCGACCAGUUCGUCGCUAGGGACCAGCAAUUAGCGUCGCCUCACACACCGGGAACUGUUCCUUCUUCGCUCCUGUCGGGCUCCUUGUCCAUGGCGCUUUGUUAUAUACAGAGAGCUUUUCGUUCUGGACCCAUGCCUCCUCAGCCUCGGAUUUUAUGUUUGCAAGGUGCUACUGAUGGACCAGAACAGUACGUGGCAAUCAUGAAUGCCAUAUUCUCUGCACAGCAUUCUGUGGUUCCUAUAGAUUCUUGUUAUAUUGGUUCGAACAAUUCUGCAUUCCUCCAGCAGGCUUCAUACAUAACCGGUGGAAUAUAUUACAAGCCUCCCCAAUUGGACGGGCUUUAUCAAUAUCUUUCUACAGUGUUUGCAACUGAUUUGCAUUCACGUGCAUUUUUACGGCUUCCUAAAUCCGUGGGUGUGGAUUUUCGUGCCUCGUGCUUCUGCCAUAAGCAAACAAUUGACAUGGGCUAUGUAUGUUCUGUGUGCUUAUCCAUAUUCUGCGAGCAUCAUGAUAAGUGUUCAACCUGUGGGUCUGUAUUUGGCCAGGCUCAACUAGAUGCCUCAGCAGCCGACCGGAAAAGAAAGGCUUGAUACAUUAUAUUGCCUCUGAUUGAGUGCGUAACAUAUUGUCAUAUAUAUCAAGAGAGCUGAUCGAUUAAAGUUCUCUUCAUACAUACAUGUAGCAUAAUUAAAUUUUGGCGUCAAAUUUCUUUUUCGUCUGCCUUGUUGGGGGAACUGAAGUUUGUUAUGGGAAUUAUUGUAGGCCUAUAAAAGUCAGCAGCGUCAUGAUAGUUUCGUUAAUUAUUUUGCACGAUCUCUCCAUAUUGAGGCUGCAUAACAGGCAUUUUUUCUGGAAGUUUCAUUCCUUUUGAAAUUUCUGAUUUGCAUUAUGUUCACAUGGUCGACUGAGCUCUUUUCUUUAA